AUGGACGUUGAAAAUAAACCAUAUUUUUCUAGUGUAGAGGAGGAAACUGCUUUCUGGAAGGGACUUUCCUUCAAGUAUAAACAAAGCUUCCAGGAAACUCGGGAUGAGCUACUGGAAUUCCAGGAAACAAGCAGAGAAUUAGAAGCAGAGUUGGAGGCACAGUUACUGGCGGCUGAACAAAGUAAGAGAGACUUGCAAGCUGAUAACCAAAGGCUGAAAUAUGAAGUGGAGGCAUUAAAGGAGAAGCUAGAACAUCAGUACGCACAAAGCUACAAGCAGGUCACAGCAUUAGAGGAUGAUUUAAAUCAGACUCGGGCCAUUAAGGAGCAGUUCCAGAAGUACGUGAGAGAGCUGGAGCAAACCAAUGAUGACCUGGAGCGUGCACAAAGGGCAGCAGUAGUUUCCCUGGAAGAGUCUGAACAAAGGAUAAAUCAGACCCUUGAAAGAAAUGCAUAUUUAGAAAGGGAACUUGGUGAAAUGGAAUCUUCAUUGGUCUCUGUGCAGAACUUAAAGGAUGAAGUAAGAGAUCUAAAACAACAACUAGCAGCUCAGAAAAGACAAGAAGUAACCAGAAAGCAAACUCCAGACUGUGAAAAGACGGAUUCUGCUGUGCAAGUGUCAUUUUCUUUGCCAGCCACUCCUGUUGCCAAAGGAAUGGAAAACAGUUUUCCUUCACCAAAAGCUAUACCAAACCGUUUUGGUAUCAGCCCAAUACCUCCUCCUGCCAGGACAUCAGCACUAAACAUGGUGAGGGAUCUCUUAUGGAAAGUAGGGGCAUUCAUAUCAAAAUCAACAGCUUGCAGGAAUUUCGCGGAGUUCGAAGCAUCACGAAAAUCCUGUAUUCCAGGGAAUGAUAAUGGGUUGAUAAUCGGCUACGGCGCAAAGCUCUGUCAAUCAGGGCAUUCGCCUUUGUUUAAUAAAGGGGCAGUGAAUCCUCCUCCUGGACUGGGCCCCUUGCACCCGUUGUUGGCCCCAGAUGUGCUGCCUCUCAGUGUGUGAACACACCCGCCUCCAGGUGGGUGCUCCUGCCCUCUCAACAAUCCAUAGAGAAGGGGUCAGUUCUGUAAAGCUGCUUAUCACACCAUAUAGCAUUUCAUCUUUCUGUGCCUUGUUACUUUUUUCUUUUCCUCCGUCAUCAAUUGUCUGGGCUUACACCACCCAAAUAAAGGUGAUUUAUCUAAACUCUUGAUCUAAGACUCAGGGUCUACUUUCUAAAGAAC
Molecule: messenger RNA, 1220 nt
Organism: Manis javanica (Malayan pangolin)
Lineage: Eukaryota; Metazoa; Chordata; Mammalia; Pholidota; Manidae
Source: RefSeq, a predicted model, not a curated record